AACCAGAAGGACUUCGAGGGAAUUGGUCACCUUUUUUAUUUGACCUCUUCGGUGGAGAUCAAGGUGAGCUGUUCAUUAUGUCGGUGUUAAAGAAGGAGAUGGACAAGUACAGGGACAUAGAUGAGGACGAGCUGCUGAAGAAGCUCUCGGAGGAAGAGCUGCAGCGGUUAGAGGAUGAAUUAGAGGAGCUUGAUCCUGACAACGCAUUGUUGCCUGCUGGUCUUCGGCAGAAAGACCAGACCAAGAAAGCACCAACAGGAACCUUUCAACGAGACAACCUGCUGGCCCAUCUGGAGAAACAGGCCAAAGAGCAUCCUGAUCAAGAAGACCUGGUGCCGUACACUGGGGAAAAGAGGGGGAAAGCUUGGGUCCCUAAAAAGAUGGUGGAUCCAAUCAUAGAAAGUGUUACUCUAGAGCCGGAGCUGGAGGAAGCCCUGGCCAGUGCUUCUGAUGCAGAACUUUGUGAUAUUGCAGCCAUCCUGGGCAUGCACACCCUGAUGAGUAACCAGCAGUACUAUGAGGCCCUGGCCAGCAGCACCAUAGUCAACAAGCAAGGCCUUAACAGUGUGAUCCAGUGCACCCAGUAUAAACCAGUUCCCGAUGAGGAGCCCAACUCCACUGAUGUCGAGGAAACGCUCAUGAGACUAAAGAGGAACGAUCCUGACCUGGUGGAAGUUAAUCUUAACAACAUAAAGAAUAUUCCCAUCCUGACCUUGAAGGCGUACGCUGAAGCUCUGAUGAAGAACACUGUGGUGGAAAGGUUCAGUAUCAUUGGAACUAGGAGCAAUGACCCUGUAGCGUUUGCACUGGCAGAGAUGUUGAGGGUGAACACGACUCUGAAGAGUUUGAACGUUGAAUCAAACUUUAUAACUGGGACUGGAAUCUUGGCCCUCAUCGAGUCGCUGCAGAAUAACACCACACUACUUGAGCUUAAAAUCGACAAUCAGAGCCAGCCGUUGGGUAACAAGGUUGAGAUGGAGAUCGCCAGCAUACUGGAGAAAAACACAACGUUGUUGAAGUUUGGAUAUCACUUCACCCAACAGGGCCCGCGCCUUCGAGGUUCCAACGCCAUGAUGAGCAACAACGACCUGGUAAGAAAGAGAAGGCUUGAGGGAGGACCCAUCUUUCCCAAGUGUCGGACAAAUGUGUAG
This is a messenger RNA of Nematolebias whitei (Rio pearlfish), 1151 nucleotides long. It is a transcript of the gene tmod1, whose product is annotated as tropomodulin 1. Gene Ontology annotation, biological process: muscle contraction; pointed-end actin filament capping; myofibril assembly. Bases 78 to 1151 code for a protein of 357 amino acids. Gene Ontology annotation, molecular function: tropomyosin binding. Gene Ontology annotation, cellular component: myofibril; striated muscle thin filament. The record is from RefSeq and is a predicted model, not a curated record. The transcript is spliced from 10 exons. NCBI's taxonomy places the organism in Eukaryota, Metazoa, Chordata, Actinopteri, Cyprinodontiformes, Rivulidae.